AUGCUCGCCACAAUCUCAACUGCCCCAGACGACUCUCGUAACGCGACCAACUUUGGUGACUCUCGCAGCCUAAAGUCUUUUCGCUUGAAGCGCGUCGCCUCCGCCAAGUUCCCGACUUUUGAUUUUCUGUCGGCUGCUCGUCGAGCAGCCCCUCUCGAGGCGCACAAGAUCCAUAUCAUACCGACAACCAGGGAUGGAAUUAUUGCAAUGAGCGAGUCACCGAAUCAUAUCACUGCUUCCCCGGCGAUGUCUGGCACGGGAACAGAAAACAAGCAACGUCCAGUGCCAGACUCGUCCCCAACCACCAACGACGGCCUCCAGCCAGCAACAAGAAAUCCCCGCGCUACCAGCCCAUCUGCACCCAAGAGUCCCACUUUUCCAUCAGCCCAGCCAAGAGCCAUCAAGCGCCCACCAGCCGUUAAUAGCGCUUUCGGGAGAGAGCAACGCGAGGCAGCCCUGCGAGAGCGAGGACUCCUUCCGCCACUGCCUCAGAAAGACCUCAGCCAGCUCGAGCGUGAGCAAGACAGGAAAAUCCCCGUCGUCCGACCUGCUCCAGACGAUGCCUCCAUUCCUGCUGGCGAUGGAAUGUCGGCUGCCGAUCUCAUAAAGAAGGAAUGGGAAGCGAAGAACAAAGACGCAGAAGCAGAACAACGACAGCGACUCAACACCUUCAGGUUUGGUGGGGCUUCGUCGACGGAUCUUACCAACCUCGUCGUUUCGUCGGAAGGCGCGUCGUCGUCCAAUACGUCAGAUCAACAGGGCCCGAAAACCACCCCAGAAGGAAAACGUCGCGCUGGGCAUCAAGCAUCUUUGUCGCAACCUGUAAUCGCCGGAGUCGAGCUAAGUAAAGAUCAUCGCCGGUCCUUGAGCUUACAGACAAAGGCUUUGCCCGCCCCUCCCUCCAUCGAGAAUCUCAAGAACCCUCUCACGCCAAUUCUGGACCUCCCAUACGGCCCCGAGGUUCAGUCAUAUGUCUCGAAUGGCGCCGUUGCCUCAUCAGAGAACGUUAAUAAUGACCUUCCUGAUCCCUCACACAUCCGCAAACCUUCUUCUGCAUCGAUAGCAUCCAGCAGCAGCAGAGAAGGUCCACAACCUCCAAAGCCUCCGCCCAAGCCGUCUUCUGCCACUGCUCCACCCGCAGCAACGCCACCUCCUUGCAGACCACCUCCACCGGCCCCGACUUCUCCAGAGUGCCCCAGCAUACCACAGCGGCCAGACUCUGGCGUCCUCCCGCGGGAAGAUUCCACUUCAUCCUCGACUUCCAUUCUUACUCCUUCAUUGGACAGUGCUUCUCAAACGAUAUCCAGUUCAGAGUCCUUUGGCGUUGGCGCUGGAAAGGGCAAGUCAGGAGGGCUGAAGUUGAAGCUUGAAAACGGAAACCCCAUUCCUGUGAUCAUUGAAAGCUCCAUCGAGAAUAACCUCUCUGAUGAUGCCGGGGCUGAUAAAGAUGAAGGUUUGGUUGCCGAGCCUGCAAAGUCGACUGAGGAGGACAGGAAGGAAGGUUUGGACGGGAAAGCUCUCUCGAGCUCCGAGCACGGACAUGGUGGUGGUGAGUCCUCUGAAGGGGGUCUUGACGUACCCCCACCUGUUCCUCCACGCGAUCCGCCUAGUGUCCAACACCAGCAACGGAAGCGAGGCAUGACGACAGACCAGUACCUCCCCAAGUCGACCGCGGAUCAGGAGCAGUCUGGCGGAGCCGCACCUGCAAGGCGCAAGACGAUCAAUCCUUUCAAACGCAAUCAGCAGCAGCAGCAGCAUCAAGAUACCCUCAACCCCAACGGGAACGCUCCAAAGCGUUCAUUCACCACCAUUAGUCGAUCGGUUGUAGGAUCCGUUUUGAGGCCCAGUCGGAACAACAACAAUGCUGCAAAAUCAGACGAUGGAAAUGGUGGAAAUGCGCAGGAAGCACCCUCCUCGCCCCGGAUACCCUCAAGCAGCUCACCACCGUCCAGUCCAAAGCGACAAUACUGGCAAAGGUCACCUGCGAUUACAGGCGGUGCUGGCGUGUUUGCGCAGCAGCAGCAACAGCCACCACAGUCACCGCAGGUGGUGCGACAGGCCGUCUCGCCAACAUUGUACAGUACUGCAACAAUUCUUGCGGAGGCCAGCAAGAUACAGGAUGAAGAGCAGCGGCAGAUGGCGGAAAUGAUGUUUUUGAGUUGA
Messenger RNA from Coprinopsis cinerea okayama7#130, 2163 nucleotides. RefSeq lists its product as hypothetical. The transcript has 4 exons. Bases 1 to 2163 code for a protein of 720 amino acids. Lineage: Eukaryota; Fungi; Basidiomycota; Agaricomycetes; Agaricales; Psathyrellaceae. The record is from RefSeq and is a predicted model, not a curated record.